Messenger RNA from Aspergillus ochraceoroseus IBT 24754, 2648 nucleotides. Its product is annotated as transcription factor TFIIIB subunit BRF1. The transcript is spliced from 3 exons. The record is from RefSeq and is a predicted model, not a curated record. Lineage: Eukaryota; Fungi; Ascomycota; Eurotiomycetes; Eurotiales; Aspergillaceae. Gene Ontology annotation, cellular component: transcription factor TFIIIB complex; transcription preinitiation complex; nucleus. Gene Ontology annotation, molecular function: RNA polymerase III type 3 promoter sequence-specific DNA binding; RNA polymerase III general transcription initiation factor activity; TBP-class protein binding. Gene Ontology annotation, biological process: DNA-templated transcription initiation; transcription by RNA polymerase III; transcription preinitiation complex assembly. The coding region runs from base 378 to 2591 and encodes 737 amino acids.
CUGCUUUUCACCAUCCAGCAAUCGUUCAUCGCUUCUAAUAUUCAAAAAGAUCCGUUGGAUAAUAUCUCUGAGAUUGGAGCUUGUGCCUUUCUUUCUUUCUUUCUUUCUUUCAUCUCUCUCUCUCUCUCCCGUUCCGUGGUCCUCCUCGUACCCCGCGAAAAAGUGAACCUCACCUUGCUUAUCUAAUCAUCUCCUCGAUCUCUACUUAUACGAAUACUUAUAUCGGACUCAGGUCUGGAAAAGAGACCGGGCUCUUAUAUCUUGAAGAUGAUCAUAUAAUCUGUCUGGUUUGGAUCUUCGACGUACAUUCAUCACUCUACUACACCUCAAAACGCAACUCAUCUUGACAACUACAACCAUCACAAUCAUACUUCAUCAUGUCUGCUAGGCCAGCCAUGCGCCAGCCUGUCCCCCCCAGAGCAGGCCCGAGGGCCCCUCCUGGGCGACUGGCCAGUCUUAAACCCCCAAAUCCAAUGGCUAUCCGACGCCCUCAGUCAAUUUCCCGACCUCAGCCAACCCGGCCAACGACUCACCCCAAGACUACCACUUGCCCUAAUCCAGGCUGUCCUGCUCCUCACAUUAUCGAGGAUGAGGGCCAGAAGGUCUGCUCCGGCUGUGGUACCGUUGUGAGUGAGGCCAACAUUGUCUCGGAAGUUACCUUUGGUGAGACAUCGUCUGGCGCCGCCGUCGUCCAGGGUGCCUUUGUUGGUGAAGAUCAAACUCACGUCCGCAGCUACGGCCCCGGAUUUCAGCGCGGAGGAGCUAUGGAGAGCAGAGAAAUUACUGAGCAGAAUGGUAAUCGGUACAUCACCCAAUUGUCCCGUGCUUUGACCAUCCCAGAGAGCGCUAUGAAGGCUGCUGGACAGGUCUUUAAGCUGGCAGUCGGCCUCAAUUUUAUCCAAGGUCGUCGAACCAAGACCGUUGCCGCUGUAUGUCUGUACAUCGCCUGCCGACGCCAGGAUGGAAAUACAGUAAUGCUCAUUGAUUUUGCCGAUGUUCUCAUGAUCAACGUUUUCAAAUUGGGUCGCACUUAUAAGUCCCUCCUAGAUGAACUUCGUCUAGGUGGCAACGUCUUCUUAAUGAAUCCCAUCGACCCUGAGAGUUUAAUAUAUAGAUUUGCCAAGCAACUGGAAUUCGGUUCCUCUACUAUGCAAGUGGCCGGGGAAGCCGUCCGCAUCGUGCAACGUAUGAACCGAGAUUGGAUGACCACAGGUCGGCGUCCUGCAGGUAUCUGUGGUGCGGCUUUGAUCCUAGCAGCUCGAAUGAACAACUUUCGUCGGACCGUCCGCGAGGUUGUCUAUGUGGUGAAAGUGACCGAAAUUACCAUCAGCCAACGUCUGAACGAGUUCAGCUCCACCGAAAGUGGCGAGCUAACGGUCGAUCAAUUUCGCUCGGUGCAAUUGGAAAAUACGCACGAUCCACCCUCGUUUACUCGCGCCCGGGAGGGUAGGAAGCCUAUACGAAGCGUCAAGACAAAACCGGCCGAGACAGCCGCCGCCAUUGAAGCAGAGGCACCGGAAUCGAGUGCUCGGUCGUCGAGGCGUGUCGACGCGGACGGAUUUGCAAUCCCUAGUCUGCCAAUUGAUCCGGUCUUGAUGCUCGCUGAUAAGAACAGCCAAGCGGCCGCGCCCGAGAAAGGUCGGCGACGAAAGCUGCCAUCGCCAACCCCAGAACAGGUGGCCUCGGAAGACGCCCUGGAGGAUGAAAUGACGGCCUUCUUGGCCAAGGGCUCCCACAUGAUCGAUAGCAUCGAAGGAACGACUAAUCCAACGCCCACGAGAGUGGUCUCCGAUAGUGCCGAGAUCGAUGAAGCCGAGUUUGAGUCGGAUCCCGAAGUUUCGCACUGCCUGCUGUCGCCCGCCGAAGUGGAGAUCAAGGAGCGGAUUUGGGUUCAUGAAAAUCAAGACUAUCUCCGCACGCAGCAGGCCAAGGCUUUGAAACGGGCUCUGGCCGAAGCGGACUCGCGUCCGGGCGAGCAUAAACCAAGGAAGCGCCGCAAGGGUCGACUCGGGGAUGUCGCGUAUCUUGAGGGGGAUGGCGAAGAGGGGGAUGGCAGGAGUACCCGUGCCUCCACUCCGGCCGAGGCGACGCGGCGGAUGCUGGAGCGGCGGGGGUUCAGUAAGAAAAUCAACUAUCGUCUCCUGGAGACGCUUUUUGGCGACGGCGGCGCCGAAGAGGCUGCCAAGGCGAAGGUGGUGGAUAGUGGAAGUCGGAGCCGCAGCCAGAGUGUUGCAUCUUCCCACCGGAGCGCCAGUAUUGAGCCGGAGUCCAUGGCAAGACAGCCAAGACUCCUUGGGGCUUCAUCAACGAACCCUGUUGGGCCGUCCCCUCUUGUCACUCCGGCAUCCAGCUCGGUCAAAGAACCGCCGAGCUCUCACGGAGUUGCCACCGAUAAAUCCGAGAACCCGCAGCCUAAUGAGAGUUUAGGACCAGCAGAUGACGCUGAGGAGGAGGAGGAGGAGGAGGAGGGGGAGGAGAAUGACAACUACGAGGAAGACGAAGGGGACGACGAUGCCGAUGGCAUUGAUGCAGCAUUUUCCGGACACUACAAUGAUUACUAUGACGAAGGUAGUGAUUACGAUAGUGAUUAGCAUAGAUAGAUAUAGAACAAUGGACUUGCAGCAAUGCAGGCAAAUUCCAAACGUUAG